AAGGGAUGCCAUUAAUUACGAGAGUUAAAGCGCCUUGGGGUGUUAAAUUGGUGUCAUUUAAACAAAUUAGGUAGAUGGUUUUGAACGAGCAAUUUUGUUGGGGCCAUUAACCGAGUAUAGUAGUCCGCUACACUCGUUGAAUAACUGUGAACCGAUUGUUAUUUUAACGCUUUAAUUAGAUGAAUUUUCAAGCUAAAUGUAAAAUAUUUGUUCAUUCCACAAUUUGCAACCCAUUGACGAGUUGAAAAGAAAAGACAGAAAAACCAAUUUAAAAAAAAAACGAAACAAGCUGAGAUCGGGAAAUGAAUACGACGACAGUUGAGGAAGAAGAUCUGGCAGCGCUGGCGGAGGAGCUGCACGGAGGAUACUACACAGGCAUCAUAGUGGUACGUGCAGUCACCUUUGCCAUUGCCAUCAUAGGCAUCACUGGAAAUGUGCUGGCUUACAUGACUGCCUCCAGAUUGGACUCGAAGACAUCCGGAACUACAUACAUCAAGUGUCUGGCUGUUGCAGACACCGCCGCUGUGUUCCAGGACGGAAUUCUGGAGAUGGGUCUGCCUAUAUUUGGUCUGGACGUGAGGACUGUGAACAGAUAUGUGUGCAAGGGCAUAGCGUGGUACUCCUGGACCACCACCAUCGGAGGCAACUACGUGUUGACCAUGUUCACGCUCGACAGACUGACUGCUCUGUGGCUGCCUGUGAUGUACAGGGAGAAGAGCAAGCCCAUAAUUGCAAUCACUCUCUCCCUCCUGGCUGAGGCAUUCGCCGCCGGAGUCUGCUGGCCCACCCUAUUCCUAUUCGAUAUCAAUGGACAGGUUUGUGAGAUCUUCAACUUCGACUACUUCUCGGAGGAGCAGAUGGUGUUGUUCGCCAACCUGGCCAUGUUUCUCUUCAUGUUGUCCAUCCCAUUCGCCACCAUCCUCAUCUCAAACUCACUCAUCAUAUACAAACUCAGACAGAAUAAGAAGGACGGAGGUGGUGGGUCCUCUUUGCAGCAGAAGAAGGAGAGGGAGAUAACGAUGCAGCUGCUGACUGUCUCAAUUGCAUUCAUGAUCACGAAUGCGGGAGUGAGUAUCGCAGUGUUCGCCACCACAGUCAUGAAUGUGGACACGCCGGAGAAGUUCGCUAUCAGAGACUUCGUCAACUUCUUCAAGGAGUUGCCAGCUGUGUCGAACAACUCGAUGAACUUCUUUCUCUAUGUGUUGUCCAGUCAACAUUUCCGCACCCAGUUCCUGACCAUGAUUGGUCGGAAGCGACAGACACAGAAGCCAGCAGCUGCAGUCACUGCAAAGUAACCGCUGCUCCAGUCGGAGAGAAUCCACAUCCAGAAUAUCUGAUGGAAACUAUCUAGCACAAAAUAAGCACAGUCUUGCAUGUCUUGCAAAUGAUGAGUUAGCAUGCUGAUUUUUCUAAUAGUAAGCGGUUCUCUUCUGUUU
Molecule: messenger RNA, 1436 nt
Organism: Symsagittifera roscoffensis
Lineage: Eukaryota; Metazoa; Xenacoelomorpha; Acoela; Convolutidae
Product: type-1 angiotensin II receptor A-like
Exons: 7
Coding region: 303-1295 (330 amino acids)
Biological process (GO): G protein-coupled receptor signaling pathway
Cellular component (GO): membrane
Molecular function (GO): G protein-coupled receptor activity
Source: RefSeq, a predicted model, not a curated record